AUGGCUAUAGAUGAUAUUGCGGAAGAAUACUUCACAUACGAAAAUAGACUUGCAUCUUUUCAGGUCGCGCAUCCAAUGCCAAAGCGCAGAGCUUCGAACGCGAGCUCAAAAUCGGCGCGGUCCAUAAAAUGGCCGCACAAGACUUUGCGUCCAGAGAUGCUUGCGAAAGCAGGCUUCUUCUACCAUCCUAGCCCAGACAAGCCCGACAAUACCGCGUGUUUCCUCUGCCACCGAGGCCUUGAUGGCUGGGACGAGGAUGACGAUCCGCUUGUGGAACACUUGAAGCACUCGCCGGAUUGCGCAUGGGCGCUUGUGGAGGCUGUGGAAAUGCAAAUUGAGGAAGUCGCCCAGGAGUAUCCAGCUAGUAAGAGGUUGCUUGAUGCGCGAAAGGCUACGUUUGGCAACCAAUGGCCCCAUGAGACGAAGAAAGGCUGGAAGUGCAAGACCAAGCAGAUGGCAGAUGCUGGUUGGCGAUAUACACCUACCAACGAGUCUGAUGACAUGGCAACAUGUAAUUAUUGUCAAUUAGCUCUUGACGGGUGGGAAAACUGUGACAAGCCACUCGAUGAGCACUACAAGAGAUCCACGGAUUGUCCUUUCUUCAUUCUCAUCGAUGAACAUAGUAAAGCACCGCCACCGAAGAAAUCGAAAGCAAAACGGGGCUCAAAAGCCUCCCGACUAUCUACACAAUCCCAGUUCACAGCUACCUCAGAAGCCCCGUCACUUUUAGACCUGCCCGCGGAAGAAGAUGACAGCAUAUUGACCACAGCUACGAAUGCUACCAGUAAAAGGAUGGCCAAAUCAAAAAAGGGCACCGGCGAAGGGGAGAACUACGAGGGCGAAGAAGGAGGAGCCUGUUGA
Messenger RNA from Glarea lozoyensis ATCC 20868, 861 nucleotides. Its product is annotated as Inhibitor of apoptosis (IAP) repeat-containing protein. The coding region runs from base 1 to 861 and encodes 286 amino acids. The record is from RefSeq and is a predicted model, not a curated record. NCBI's taxonomy places the organism in Eukaryota, Fungi, Ascomycota, Leotiomycetes, Helotiales, Helotiaceae. The transcript is spliced from 4 exons.